ACAUAAUUUACUUAAUGAGUAAAAAUUAGAUACGUAAUGCCGUUCUUAAAGUAUUUAAGUAGAACACCCUUUAAUGGUUUUCCUGUAUAGGUAAUUAAUUGACACUCCUUAUGACUGACUGCAUUCCUAGGAGUGAGGUGGAGCAGGCGUGUGAAGAUGGCAGAGGCCAGCAUGGCUAACCACCCUCAAGUAUUUGUGGUGGACAGCCGAGCCACCUUCUUCUCCCCUCCCACUGUUAGAAAAACAAGAAGGACACCAGCAGGUUACAAGGUUCUUCUGCUGGUGCUGGGACUGGCCGUGUUGGGACUUGUUGUCGAGGGAUGUUUUGUCUACAAACUUUACAUGAAAACGGAGGAAUUUUCCAUUUGUGUGUCUGAUCCUCUCUGUCAAAACUUGUCCUACUCUAAAAAAACUGCUGAGCAGUUUGGUGCCUUCAAGGGUCACGUGAGAGCUGAUGGUUCCAAUGAGGUCGACGCAGUCCAGCCUCUGCUGGGACAGAAGCCGUUUGCCCAUCUAAUGUGUAGCAACAAUCCUAUCGGGGAGGACAACGUGGUUCAAUGGGUUGACAAAGAUGGAGAUGCCGUCACCAACCAGAUGAGUUACAGCAAUGGCCGCCUGUUAGUGAAGAAAGAAGGUUAUUACUACCUGUACUCCAAAGUGCAAGUAAAUGCCGCAGAGGCAUGUUCCCUCAUCCAGCACAAAGUGAUGAAAGACACGGAGGCAUACGAUCACCCGAUAGAACUUAUGAAAUCAAAAAGGUUCCGCUGCAGGACCCCAAGACCUUCAAGUGUGAAUUCAUCAGGUGGGGAGGACCUAUUGGACAGUUUCCUAGCAGGGAUAUUCCACCUGCGUUUAGGAGAUAAAAUUUUUGUCACUCUGGAUAAAAUACAAAAGUUGCGUCCUGGACCAAGUGAAAACUUUAUGGGUGCCUUUAUGAUAUCGCCAUAGAAACACAAUCCUCAUCUUAUCUGAUGACAACGCAGCAAAUGAUUGUAUUCUCAUAAAAAACAGUAUCUGACAUUCAGAUUAUGGACAAUUAUUUGUUGUAUAAAUAAAAUGAAUCAUUACAUACUUUAUGUGCAUCAAACAUUGUGUAACUAAU
This is a messenger RNA of Doryrhamphus excisus (bluestripe pipefish), 1102 nucleotides long. NCBI's taxonomy places the organism in Eukaryota, Metazoa, Chordata, Actinopteri, Syngnathiformes, Syngnathidae. The record is from RefSeq and is a predicted model, not a curated record.